GGUUAAGAAGUCAUGUUAAAGGUGAUAACCCUGGCACUAGCAGUGAUGAAGAAGAUGAUACUGGGACCAACUGUAUUGGAAGGAGUGUUGGUAAAAGGCGACGAGCCAAACAAGGAAGUGAUGGGAACAGCAUUUGUGAUGAAGGCUACAUGGCAAGAAGUGAUGACAAACCUAGCACAAGCAGUCACAGCAGAGAUUUCAAUGCAAGAAGUAAAGACAUCCCUGCCAUUAGUGUUAAUGAUGAAGAUUAUUCUUCAUAUUUAACUCUCGUGGCAUCGCUUUCUGGCGAUUCUUCAGAUGAUGAGGAUUUAAAUCAAGCUAUAAUUGCAAGCUUGGAGAAUCAGAUUGCAGAAAACGUCCCUGUUCAAGAGAUACUGCUGGAACUAUCAAGCAAAAUUAGCACAAAACAGCAGUGCAAAUUUAAUAUAAAUCGCUCUGCUGUGUGGGAGGGAGCCUUGCGUGGUUUUCAAAGGCUAUCUUAUGAUCCCAACUUGAUGAUCUGUGUGAAAUUCUCAGAUGAUAUGGGGAAAAAUGAGGAAGGGGUUGAUUUAGGUGGGCCAAGGAGGGAAUUCUUGAGACUAUUGAUGGACACCAUUGCCAGGUCAGCCAUGUUUGAGGGGAAAGAAAACUGCAAGAACUUGGCUCUUGACAGUACUGCUCUCAGAGGGGACUGGUACUACAUCUCUGGCCGAGCCAUUGCAGUGAGCUUGGUACAUGGUGGUCCACCACCUAACUUUCUGUCACCAACAGUAUUUUCUCUUCUGGUUGGAAAUUCAGCAAAUCCAGCCCUGGAAGACAUAGCUGACCUGGAACUCUUCGAAAAAGUCAAAAAGAUAUCUCAAAGUACAACCCUUGAGGACCUUGAAAAGUCAAAAGAACCUCUGCUUGAUUACUUGGCCAAUGCAGGAUGCCUGAGGCCUAUGCGUUCACUAAGAGACAGGGAUCUGCUGGUACAUGAUAUUGUCAUGUUUCAGGUCAUCCACAGGGUUCAAGGUCCAUUUCAAAGAUUUUGUGAAGGUCUGAAAACUCUUGGCGUUCUCGAGAAAAUGAGGAGGCAUCCAGACAGCUUUCGCCCUCUUUUCUGCUAUGAGCCACAUAUGCUGACUGCUGACCAGGUAGAUGAUCUUUUCAACAUUCAUCUAUCUCCAGAAGGAAGCAACAGAAGAGCUGCUGAGGAGAUGGUUGUUACCUUCUGGAGAGACUAUCUCCAAGACGCAGAAGAGAACCCCGGUAGUUGUACUGCGGAGUCCGGUACCUUGUCCGAUAGCCAGGUUUCUGUGAGGCAGAUCACGCAGCAGUCCCGCAUCUCUCGCUGGAAUGAGAUCCGUGCCCGAAGCUCGCACAGCUUGUUCUCCAGAGACUGCACAUUAGCCAGUAAUAAGCUGGGUAACGGUGGUCUGUUAGUGCGCCGUCUCAGUCGAACCAGAACGCCAGAUCUUCUCCCUCUGCGUCGGCGUUUGCGGCCUCCACGGGCCCAGAACAAAGGCGUCUCAGUAAGGUUUGUCGGUCGUACACAAGGAGACAUGUGCUACUCGUGA
Messenger RNA from Oreochromis niloticus (Nile tilapia), 1538 nucleotides. RefSeq names its product G2/M phase-specific E3 ubiquitin-protein ligase-like. Gene Ontology annotation, molecular function: ubiquitin-protein transferase activity. The record is from RefSeq and is a predicted model, not a curated record. Lineage: Eukaryota; Metazoa; Chordata; Actinopteri; Cichliformes; Cichlidae. The transcript is spliced from 7 exons. The coding region runs from base 150 to 1538 and encodes 462 amino acids.